Messenger RNA from Ochotona curzoniae (black-lipped pika), 2660 nucleotides. It is a transcript of the gene TROAP, whose product is annotated as trophinin associated protein. The transcript has 14 exons. NCBI's taxonomy places the organism in Eukaryota, Metazoa, Chordata, Mammalia, Lagomorpha, Ochotonidae. The record is from RefSeq and is a predicted model, not a curated record. Bases 11 to 2545 code for a protein of 844 amino acids.
UGUAGCCAUCAUGACCACCCUCCACGCCUCCAAGGACCCCCUCCCCCGGGGUGUGUCUCCCACCCCUAGCAAGAUUCCCGUGCGCUGUCAGAGGCGCCCACCUUUCCCCACAGUCAGAGCAUGCGCCCCGGACCAGGAGAACCAAGAUCCGAGGGGAGUGAUGCAGAAGCCACUGCUCGCCCUUCAGCGCCCUCUCGGCGAAUCCCCAGGCCCCCGGUUGAAAGCCAAGCAGCAGACCAAGAGAGCACAGGGCUCGGAGGGCAUCACUCCGGCCCGGACCACUCUGGAGGAGCUGAGGCCUGACACUGGGAGACAAAAUGUGGGACCUGGUCUACCUCCCCAGACAGAGGCUCCAGCAGCCGUAGAGUUUGUAGCUGAUCCUGCAGCCCUGGCCACCAUCCUGUCAGGUGAGGGGGUGAAGAAUGAUUUUCCGGGGCGCCACUCCAGUCUCGCUAGAAGAGUCCUGAUUCAAGGGAGCAAAGGCAGCACCACCCAGAGGGCCCAGGGUGCUCGGGCCUCUGCAUAUCUGGCUCCCAGAACCCCCAUCCACCCACUGGAUCCCGUCAGGGCUUCCUGCUUCUCAAGGCUGGAGGGCCCGGGACCCCGAGGCCGAAUGGUGUAUCCCCAGAGGCUGGAGGCUGUGGUUCAGCUGUCAGGACCCUCCUUGCCCUUCUCCACCACCCGUCCCAACUUCCAGGAAUUAAGAAGAUUGGCAGGUGGCAACAGCCGGAGUGCGGCGAGCCAGGCUUCUGAACUGCUUCUAGAGACCCCGGCCCAGCCUGCUUCCUCUCUCCCUGAAGGAGAGCACGCCGUUGCCCCUCACUCCGAUGGAGGAGGAGGGGCUCCCCUUGGCCUGGCCCAGCGAGUGCCCUUGAGGGAAAUCCCAGCGAUGCCACACAGCAGGGAUGGCCAAGGCUCUCACCUGAUGCCCUCCCCUGCGACCCAGCCCAUGCCCGGCCGUGUGGUACCUCCUUCUAUCCCCCACCCGUCGCCUUUUGGGCGAGCUCAGCGUGUCCCCUCCCCUGGUGUCCCCGCAGCAGCAUCCUAUUCAGUAUUGCGGCAUUUCACCAUGCGACCCAAGACCCGGUUCACACCCAUCUCAUCAAACCCCAGGGUUCAGCAGGCCCGGUGGCUGCGGGGCCUCUCCCCUCAGUCCUGCCGUGAGGACCCGGCCCUACCCUGGGGACAGAUUGCAGUGCGAUUGUUUGACCAGGAGACUCACGGUGAAGUGCAGGAUGGUCCUGGGGAACCAUCAUCGGCCCCUCUUGGUCUCCACCCCAACACAGCCUCUAGCCUUCAGGAGCUGAAGCUGCAGCGCAUCAGCAUCCUACAGCAGCUGCUACGGCAGGAGGUAGAGGGGCUGGCAUGGGACAAGUGUGCCUCCCUCAGUGGUGCCCCAUCUCUGGACAUGGCUGAGCUUCAGCCCCUGCUGGCUGAGAUGUCUAGAACUGUGAAAGCCGCAGAGCCUGAUCCUGGGACUGCCUGCCUUCACGGACUGUCACAACCUGCUGGGCGGCUGGAGUCUUGCCUUCCAGACAAGGGUGGGGAGGCGCAGCCCUGCCUUACGGCUAAGUUGGCUCCCACAGAGUCCUGUGGCAAUGAGGUGCCGGAGCCAUCUCCCCAAGAACAGCAUGGGGUGCCAGAGCCCUGCCCUGUAACAGAGCCUGAAGCCCAGCAGCCCUGCCCUGCAGCAGAGCCUGAAGUCCAGCAGCCCAGCUUCAGGUUGCAGGCCAGGCUCCUGGAGCCCUGCCCUGCAGCAGAGCCUGAAGUCCAGCAGCCCAGCUUCAGGUUGCAGGCCAGGCGCCUGGAGCCCUGCCCUGUAGCAGAGCCUGAAGCCCAGCAGCCCAGCUUCAGGUUGCAGGCCAGGCACCUGGAGCCCUGCCCUGUAGCAGAGCCUGAAGCCCAGCAGCCCAGCUUCAGGUUGCAGGCCAGGCACCUGGAGCCCUGCCCUGUAGCAGAGCCUGAAGCCCAGCAGCCCAGCUUCAGGUUGCAGGCCAGGCACCUACAGCCCUGCCCUGUAGCAGAGCCCGAAGUCCAGCAGCCCUGCCCUGCAGCAGAGUCUGAAGCCCAGCAGCCCAGCUUCAGGUUGCAGGCCAGGCACCUACAGCCCUGCCCUGGGGUGGAGCAGGAGGCCUCCAAGGUCUGCUCCUUGCAACACAGCAACCCAGGGUCAAGCACGCAGCCCUACUGCAAUCUAGGUACCCCUGGGACCACCAGCCUGACAUUCUCUUCCCAGCAGCCACUCUGUGCCAACCCCCUUAUCUACUCGCUGCAUUCUCCAAGGUCCCCCAUUGGCCAGGCAGGCCCCAGCAGUCUGGCGCCAAGAGCCCUGGCCCUGAGGCAGCGCCUCAAAGCCUGUCUGUCAGCCAUCCACGGCUUCCACGAGGCCCGUUUGGAUGACGAGUGUGCCUUCUACACCAGCCGGGCCCCGCCCUCCGGCACCAGCCGGGUGUGCACCAAUCCUGUGGCCACAGUCCUCGAGUGGCAGGAUGCCCUGAGUUUCGUUCCAGUUGGUUCUGCUGCCCCCCAGGACUCUCCACCCUGAGUCACCCACUCCACCUACACUCACCUUGCAUGCUCCUUCCCAUUUAGCCCUUAUUUAUUGCCUGUCCGUCUUUGGGACUGGGACCCGUCUGUCCUUUAAUAAAGUUUCUAAAGUC